Molecule: messenger RNA, 432 nt
Organism: Symbiodinium necroappetens
Lineage: Eukaryota; Dinophyceae; Suessiales; Symbiodiniaceae
Source: the annotation of a GenBank genome assembly
AUGCCAGCCUCUCUGGUGUCGCAAGCCGUUGGGAAGACCUCACCGUCAGUUGUUCUGGCGGAGAUCGCGCAGACACCUGCGAGUUUGCCGAACAAGCUAUGGCAGCUAGAAGGUGCCCUAGAGUUCGAGUUAGUCGAUGUUACAGCAGCGGGGCUGCACAGACUGGGUGGCCGCGCAAAACUGAAGUCUGUUCCGGUUUUUGUGAUAUGGACCCCUUAUAGAAACGUCUAUGCAUCGAUCUCGGAUCUGCGUAACAACAUCGACGAGCUGAAGAAUGAGACUGCAAAGACCGAUGCCAAGAUCGACGAGACAAAGAGCGAGCUCGAGGCCAAGAUCGACCAGCUCGAGGCCACGAUCGACCAGACAAAGAGCGAGCUCAAGACAGACAUUCAGACCAUGCAGCAAAAGAUCACUGCUGCUAUCAAAACAUAG